Ictidomys tridecemlineatus (thirteen-lined ground squirrel) is the source of this 5653-nucleotide messenger RNA. NCBI's taxonomy places the organism in Eukaryota, Metazoa, Chordata, Mammalia, Rodentia, Sciuridae. The record is from RefSeq and is a predicted model, not a curated record.
UGUACUUUUUUUUUAAUUGUAGAAAGUGACCAAGUUCACUCCUGGACACUAGUUACAAGCCAGGUCCUAGAUACUGCCUGGAGAAUAGCAAAGGGCUCUGUGAUGUUGGCAGUUUCACUGUUGGUGGCCAUCCUCUGCUAUUUCAGAAGGCUGCAUUUAUAUUUAGAGCACUGGCUGAAAUGGUGGAUUGGAUAUCUCCAGAGAAAAUUCAAAAGGAACCUCAGUGUGGAGGCGGAAGUUGAUUUACUCAGUUAUUGUGCAAGAGAAUGGAAAGGAGAAACACCCCGUGCCAAACUGAUGAGGAAGGCUUAUGAGGAGCUCUUUUGGAGACACCAUAUUAAAUGUGUUCGACAAGUAAAGAGAGAUAACUAUGAUGCUCUAAGAUCAGUGUUAUUUCAGAUAUUUAGCCAAGGCCUCUCUUUUCCAUCCUGGAUGAAAGAAAAAGAUAUUGUUAAGCUUCCUGAAAAACUGCUGUUUUCACAAGGUUGUAAUUGGAUCCAGCAGUAUAGUUUUGGUCCUGAGAAGUAUACAGGUUCAAAUGUGUUUGGAAAAUUACGUAAAUGUGUGGAAUUAUUGAAAAUGCAGUGGACCGAAUUUAGUGGAAUUAAAGAUUAUCACAAGAGAGGAAGUAUGUGUAACAUCCUUUUUUCUGAUGUCAUUCUGGAACAUAAACUUUAUGAAGCUUUAAAGUUCAUCAUGCUAUAUCAAGUCACUGAAGUUUAUGAACAAAUGAAGACUAACAAGAUCAUUCCCAGUCUUUUUAGACUCCUGUUUUCCAGGGAGACAUCAUCAGAUCCUUUGAGCUUUAUGAUGAAUCACCUGAAUGCUGUAGGUGACACAUGUGGAUUAGAGCAGAUUGAUAUGUUUAUACUUGGAUACUCCCUUGAAGUAAAGAUAAAAGUGUUCCGACUUUUCAAGUUUAACUCCAGAGACUUUGCAGUCUGGUAUCCAGAGGAGCCUCUCAGGGAGUGGCCAGAGAUCUCCCUGCUGACUGAGAAUGACCGUCACUAUCACAUUCCUGUCUUUUAAGUCUGCUGUGGGCGGGGCGCUGGCUCUUGUCAAAGACAGCGGUCAUACUUACAAGUAAAGUAUUUCUCGGAAACCAAAGCUAGUGUUUCAGCUACGGAGGGAAUCAGGACCUUUUUCUCUGGAGUUCAGGUACACUGGCUGCAGGAUGAUUUUCCUGUAUUUUUCAGUGAUUUCCCCUGGAACAGCUGCACUGAUUUAUUUGGUGGUUGGUGGUUUGACCUUGUUUGUAAGAGGUUCGGCAACUUCACUUAAUGGCAGGCCUUUAAGCCACAAGGAAAUUUAGUAUGGACAACAGAAAAAAAACAAGAAGAAAAAAAUGUAUGGAAAAAUUGCUAACCUGGAAAGAGUUUCUUCAUCUCUGACCUUUAUGUUAUUAAGACUCUCAUCUUGGGCUGGUUCAAGAUCGUCAUAAACAUGCCAUAUGUUUUAAGCAUCACCUUCAUGGGAAUCUUUGUUAUAUAUUAAUUUUCUAGAACCAUUUGAUUAACAUUAAAAUUAUGUGUGUAUGUAUAUAUAAAUGUAAACAUUUAUAUAUACAUAUAUGCACAUUUGGCACACACCCACAAGUAAUCACUACUUUGUAAAAUUGUAUAAUUUGUUUUAUGUAUUGCUUUUUUUGUUACUGUUAUAUCUGGCCAGCUUAAUUGGUUUUAUUUAGAUAAAAAUGGUAAAUUCUGUAGAUUAAGGCAACUGAAUGGUAAUUACUGAACUGUCACAAAAAUAUUAAACUGUAGUAUAUUUAGCUUAUAUUUACAUGUGUAUGUAAUGACUGGAAACUCAUUGUGAUAGGCUGAAUAAUAUGCCCAAACACAAAGGUAUCUUCAUCUUAAUCCCAGAACCUGGGAUUAUGUUGGGUUAAAUGGCAAAGGAGAAUUAAGGUUGUAAUUGGAACUGAGAUACUAACCAUUGACUUUGAAAGGGGCAAUUAUUCUGGAUUCUCCAGGUGGGCCUGGUGUCAUUGAAAGGGUCCUUAAGAGUGGAAGAGGGAAUCUGAAAAGUGUCAGUCAGAGGAGAAUGUGAAGAGGAGUCAGAGAGAUGCACAUUGCUGAUUUGGGAAGAGGAAGGGGAUAUGAGCCAGGGAAUGCAGGGCCUUUGGGAGCUGGGAAAGACCAGGGACAGACUCUUUCCUAGAACUUCCAGAAGGAGCACAGCCCUGCCAGCACCUUGAUUUCAACCCAGCAAGACCCAGGUCAGAUGAAAUCUGCAGAACUCUAAGGUAAUAGCUUCAAUGGUUAAACCACUUGAGUAUGAUGUAAUAUGUUACAGGAGCAACAGAAGCCUAGUAUUCUCAGAUUGACUAAUUUUUAUUUUAUUUGGAAAUACUUUUUUAGUCAUUUUGGAAAUCUUUAUUUUGGAGAUGCCUUGCUCAUCUCUUGAAUUUCAAUAAAUUCAAAAUAAUUUUUAAAAUCUUGUAAUGACAUUUCACUUCAAAAUUACAACUUCCUUUAUGACAAAUAAGUGACUUACUUAACAACAUGCGUGGCACUAACAUUAUCCCAUGAUUGUAUUGUUUCUUGAAUAAAUAAAAAGGUAUAUUAAAUGCUGAAGCAUAUGAAAUUAAUAUUCACAUUUUGCAAUGGAGAUGAUCAAUUGUAUGUAUUACAAAACCAAGAUGUCCAACAGUGCCCCCUGUCAUUUUGUUUUCUGGUUGAAAGUUAAUAAACUCAGAUCAAGGGGCUUUGUGUUACCUUGUUAGCAACUCAAAACAAGAGUUCUGACUUAACUUCCACAGCCCCUUCCGGCUUGGACAUGUCCAUGGUUUUGCAUAACCCCAACCAUAUAAUUGACAGUGUCAGAAAUGCCCCCCUUGCUAUAUUACUGUGACCACGAACUUCACUAUUCUUUUCACAAGUAGACAUGGUGACAACCUGCUGUAGGUGGCUGUGACUAAUAUUUAUGGAAUUGCUGCUCUGAAUUUUUGGCUCCAAUGGAACUGUUAGGUGCCUAUCUGGCUUUUGCAUAUUACCAUUCACUUUGGAUCUCCUUAACCAGUGUAAUCAUUUCCAUAUCCGUCCAGGACUGAAAGGAAAAUCUUUUCCCCUAGGAUUGGCAGCCUAUAACUGUGUGACAUCAAUCAACCCAGUACACUUAUCCUGAUUGUGUGUUGUGGGGGCAGGGGGGCAUGGGGCAAGAAUUCUUUAAAUAGGGGGUCAAGACCAAAUUGUGAAAAAGCACUUUUCAAUACAGUGAAAAUAAGGAUGACAUUUAAAUAGUGGCAAUGUUUUGGGAAGGUACCCAAGCAGAAGGCUUUCAGGGUGGAGGUAUUGAGUGCUUUGUUUUUGUUGUUGUUGUUGUUGUUCUUGUUAUUCCUUUUUUUUUUAAUUUAAUGAGUGUAACAAACUGAGUAGCCAGAAAGAACUGCAUAUAAAGUAGCACCACUUUGGAGGGUCUCAUGUGCUACUGACUGGGCUAGCUGGGCAACCAUCGGCACCACUUUUAAAUGCCAACAAUAAACUAUCUGUGUGGUGCCAACAUUUAAAUGCAUUUCAUAACCUAAAUGGUGAUAAACCUAUGGAAAAAAUUAAAACAUAAUGCCCUUGUCUUUUUCUGAUUUUAGAAUAAAUUUCUUAAAUCUUGGCUGUGUGGCCAUACUGAUGAGGAGUUAUGGAUAUUAGUUCAAGAAUGAAUUUUUUGUUGUUAAAAUAUGCAUAGCAUAACAUUUUCCAUUUGAACCAUCUUCAAGUAUACAGUCAGUGACAUUAUUGUGCAGCUAUCACAACAGUGCAUUUAACCCUCCCCAAUGCAUUUUUUCAUCUUUAAGAUGACUUUAGGAGGCAAGUUUAAUUCCACACUUGACACUGGGAUUUCUUUUACUUUUGCAUACUUUUAUCACAUCUGAGAAUAUUCUCUGAGCUCAAAAGAUCCUCAGUGGAGAAGUCCAAUAUGAGGGAGGUUUAGAUGACCAAAUGUCUCUGGAAUAUCAUGGUUAUUUUUGUAAAACAGUAACUGUAGGUGACUUCCAGGUCCAACUUAGGAACACUAUCAUUUGGAAGGUACCCAUGAAAUUAUUAAUUCAGGGCCAUCAGGGUGACCAUGAGGGUCUUCAUAAUAUUGAACCAAAAGUCUUUUCCACUGCAGAUAGUCAAGUGAAAGCCCAGGGCAUUCUAAGAUAUGGGAAAUCCAGCUGAGAUGGUAAAGCCUGGCCUGCAGGAGAGUGGAGCAGCUGAAUCAGGGCUAAUUUCCCUUGGAUUUUACUGCAGAUAAAUUUUAGAUGGAAAUGUUUGCUAUUAUUCUUACUUACUAGUUUAGUAAGAUCAAAGAAAAAUAACUUCAAUUCUGUCCAAGCUGGUCUUGGGGAAGAAAAAAAAAUCUAAAACUUUUCUGAAUACUCUGCAAAUGUUGAGAAUUUCACAUCAAAGAAGGUAAUUUUUUUUUUCUUUUUUGGUAUGGAGGAACCACCAAGCUAUGGCUCUAGUACUUUUUUUUUGAGACAGGGUCUCAUUAAGUUGCUGAGGGUCUUGCUUAGUUCCCAAGGCUGAUCUCAAACUUGUAAUCCUUCUACCUCAGCCUCCCAUGUCACUGAGAUUGCAGGCAUGUGAGACCGUGCCCAGUGAAGGUAAAUAUGUUUUAAUUGAUAACUAACCCUUCAAAAUCUGUAUAUGUAUGAAUAAGUAGGUGACUAAUUCCAGAAUCAGCAAUAGUUUUAUCUUAAAAAGUAAGUACCUAACGCUGUAUUAUUUUCAAGAUAUAUUUCAUGCUGUUUAACACAGUCAGUUAUUGUUUAAAAAUAUAUAUAUAUAAUAAUGUCUAUUUUCAUGGAUUUAAAAUUGUCUAUAGGUUUUUUAUCACCGUUGAGUAUUGCUUAUCAUAAUUAAAUAUUUAGAUAUACUUUAUAGCCAUUCACUUUGGUUUUUAAAAUUUUUAUUUUAAUUGACAAAUAAUAUUCACUUUCCUUCAAAUCCUAUUUUUAAUCACAAUUUUUUUAAAUAGCUAGACAUAAAAUUGAGUGAGUUCAGAGGCUGGAGAUGUAGCUUGGUGAUAUGACAGGUUUCCUAGCAUGUGUGAGGCCUUGGAUUCAAUCCCCAGAUGCACAAAAAAAUUAAAAAUUAAGUGAGUUUAAGUACUAUAGCAAAUUCUAUGUUAUUUUCCCAAAAUAAUUGGUUAAUUCACUUUUGCUUCACUCUUGUCAUACUUCUUUAGGCCAAGAAAAUGAAAGCUCAUCUGGAUUAUAUUUAUGCUUAAUUGCAACAUAGUUUAUAAGUGAAUGGAAAACCACUUACACAUAUUCUCAGUUACCCCUGUACUAAAGUGUUCUGUAGAGCAGCCAGGAGUGUACCUACUGUCUCUGCACUUGAAGCUCAUGAAAUGUGUUGGCAGACACUUGCUGCUGAGUGGAAAUGGUGAGGCUCAGGAGCCAGUAUGGAUGAGCACAGGACAGGUGGGCAACAUGUGGAAUGGUAAGGUUAUUUUCCUAACUGGUAUUGUGGAAAAUACCACUCUCUGUUUAAAAAAUUAAAUUUCUGUGUCUAAUCAAUUUGUCAAUCCUUAUAAUUAAUAUCAUCAGGUCUUAGGAGGUUUUUAAGUCAUUUUGCUGUCACCAGUGAGUGUCACUGACUCAUUUGUAAUGAUUCCUGGGAAUUUUGGUAAAGAGAAUUUUCUUAAAUAAAAAAGUGCUUGCUCUAAA